AUGAUGAAGCGUAAAGCGCUCAUUGGCGGAUUGAAGGUUGGGCUUUUUGAGGAGGUGCACAACCGCGAAGAGGUGAAGCAGUUUAUGAAGCGGUUGAACCAGGCCAACCUACAGCUUGACGGAGAGGAAGAUAGCUGGGUGCACAUCAAACCUUUCGCUUCCGCGGGAACGGUGGGCCACCGCCUGUUGCGCACCAUGCAAGACAUUGACGACAAGGUGGAAGACAGCGACUUUCCUUGCCUGGCCGAAAGCCACCUGAGUGGCCGCGAAUUUAGCUGUGAAGGCUUUGUGCACAAAGGGAAAUUGCGUUGGCUCAACAUUACGGAAUACGUGAAACUGGGCUAUUCGAAUUUUAUUCCCGAAGGAAACUACCUGCACACCAAGCGCCAGUUAAUUUGGGAGAAAGUGCAGCAAAUGAUUGACAUCUUUGGGAUUGAAUUUGGCAUGGUGCAUCCCGAAUGGUUUUUAGAUGAAAACGAUGUGCUGAGCUUUGGCGAAACCGCCUGCCGCAUACCCGGAGGGCAUAUUUUGGAGCUUUGCAGCAAAGCCUACGGUUUUGACGCCCUGGCCAAUUUUGUGAUGUCGCACGACCCUUCACUGAGCGAGGAGGAGUUUGACGCCAUGUUCCCACCCAAAGAUUACC
Molecule: messenger RNA, 643 nt
Organism: Symbiodinium sp. CCMP2456
Lineage: Eukaryota; Dinophyceae; Suessiales; Symbiodiniaceae
Source: the annotation of a GenBank genome assembly